Molecule: messenger RNA, 615 nt
Organism: Cannabis sativa
Lineage: Eukaryota; Viridiplantae; Streptophyta; Magnoliopsida; Rosales; Cannabaceae
Exons: 1
Coding region: 1-615 (204 amino acids)
Source: RefSeq, a predicted model, not a curated record
AUGAAAAAGAAGAUCUUUAGUUGGGAGACUAAGUUCUUGUCUAAAGCUGGCAAGGAAGUGUUGAUAAAGUCUGUGGCUCAAGCGCUUCCUAAUUAUGCAAUGAGUGUUUUUCUCCUAACUCAAGAAAUUUGCACAAGCCUUGAAGGGAUGAUGGCGAAGUUUUGGUGGAAAUCCCAAUCUAAUUCAUCUAGCAGAGGAGUGAGUUGGGUUAGUUGGAAGAAGCUUUCUCAACAUAAACACUAUGGUGGUCUUGGUUUUCGUGAUCUUCGGGACUAUAAUCUCUCUUUUUUGGGAAAGCAAGGUUGGCGCCUGCUUACUAUGGAGGACACUCUAGUGGCGAGAAUUUACAAGGCUCGAUAUUACCCACAAGGUUCGUUUCUUAACGCUGAAUUGGGAUCCAAUCCAAGCUUUAUUUGGAGAAGCAUUUGGGCCGCUCAAGAGCUUGUAAGGGCCGGUGCAAGAAGGGCUAUUGCAAGUGGUUCUUCGGUUAGUAUCUUACUUGAUCCUUGGCUUCCAAAUGAUUCUAAUCCUUAUGUCUUGACGAGUAAUCCUGGGUUAGUUGAUCACAAUGUCUCGAGUUUGAUGGUUUUUGGGGGAAAGAUCUUGGGAUGUUGA